CCAAAACAGAACGAAAAAAUCUCGUGAUCGUGUUGAUUCUUAGAAUAACAGCAUCACCCUGACUUAAACCCUGAAAACGUACGCUUCAAUCGGACGAGAAUAAGAUGCGGAUGGGCUAUCAUCUACUAAUACUUAUAUGAGAACCUUGCCCAUUUUCCCAGUCUUUUAGUCCCCUUACCGUUUCAAGGAGCUGAACAGCUCAAUAUUAUUGGUUUUGUCCAGCAUGCCGCUUACUACUGCUGGAAUCUCUUUUGGCCCCUUGCUCGUAGGCUUUGCUAUCAACGCAAUUUUGUACGGUGCGCUGGUCACAUCGGGACUCGUAUAUUUUUCUUCCUUCAAAAAUGACGGUCUAUGGAUACGACUUCUUGUAUCAACCCUUUUGUUGUUGUGCACAGCCAAUGUCAUCCUGCAGUUCGUCUUCUUGAAUGACACUCUCAUUAUUCACUUUGGGGACCAAUAUGCUUUGUCCAGAGCCAACUGGGUUUUCUCAUUAUUACCUGGCAUUUCGGGUAUUGUAUCCUCCCUCGUCCAGUUCUUCUUCGCCUGGAGAAUCCGCAUCCUGACGUCUAGUGUAUGGCCAAUUGGAAUCAUGGUCAUUCUCGCGAGUACUGCAUUCCUUUGUGGCAUCGGGACUACGAUUGCGAUCAAUAUGGUGCCCGUGUUCACCCAGUUUCAUAGGUUCGAAGUCGUAUUUGUCGUCGGCCUUACCUCUUCUGCUUUGGACAACCUCCUGAUUACUGGGUUGCUUGUCCGGUCUCUGCGUGAACAUAAAACUGGAUUCAUGGACACUGAUCAUAUAAUAAAAAAGAUCAUACGAGUUACUCUGCAGACCGGUCUGCUGACAGCAAUAUGGACCCUUGUUGACCUGGCCAUAUAUAUAGCGCUUACCGAUGGCAUGCAUUUGGUCUUCAAUGAAUCUCUCGCGCAAUUUUACACGAUUUCCCUCAUGUCGACGUUGAUAACCCGUCCACGAGACCAUGUUUACACCGACUUCACUGUUGUAAAUGGAGACCAAACUGAGAGAAGGGUUGCCCAAGCUCCCCUUGAAUGCAGAAAUGUUGAUCGGAGGCGCAAUUCAGGGUUAGUUUUUGACGCGGUCAGCUUGAAGAAAUUCGACACAGUACACAUCGGCACGGACACUCAGCAGUGACAUAGCAUUAGAAAUUAGAAUCCGUCAUGUAAUAUAUAUACGCACUGUAUUAUUGACUUUUGCAAGCAUGUAGAUAGAGAACACAUCUGGUCCAUGUUCACGACCAUUCAUGCGCUGUUACAGGCAGCCUCGUGGAUGAUGUA
Molecule: messenger RNA, 1293 nt
Organism: Suillus bovinus
Lineage: Eukaryota; Fungi; Basidiomycota; Agaricomycetes; Boletales; Suillaceae
Exons: 15
Coding region: 224-1150 (308 amino acids)
Source: RefSeq, a predicted model, not a curated record